Molecule: messenger RNA, 1126 nt
Organism: Fomitopsis serialis
Lineage: Eukaryota; Fungi; Basidiomycota; Agaricomycetes; Polyporales; Fomitopsidaceae
Exons: 8
Coding region: 33-854 (273 amino acids)
Source: RefSeq, a predicted model, not a curated record
UUGACAGGGUGAGGCGAACAGUUCAAGUGCGCAUGUCUCGUAAUAAUACGCCAUUCACCAGCUGCAAGUCAUACAGUAUCUGGAAUGCAACGCUCACUUUGCUCGGUUACACCAUGAUCGCAGUUAUAUCCGCUAUUCGUGUCUUUGCCGUGACGGAGCGUAACUGGCUCCUCUCACUGUUGACCCUCACAUUGGGUCUACUGCCAGUACUCAUUAACAUUUACUUAUUAACUACCGCAUACUACCUAGUCAAAUCGGUGCCGACAACAACCGUUUGUGCUGUUCUGUCCACUAUAUCUCCCCACUCGGCGAAUAAAGUUGCUCUGGCCAGCCGUCUUGGUGUCAUUCUUUCCGAUAUACUCGUCGUGUCCGCUACGUGGUUCAAUCUGUUCCAAUCGGCAAGAUUCAGUGCAAAGAGCGGGUUUCUGACCAGCUCUGUCUCCUGGUAUCUGCUGCGAGACGGCACACUGUACUUCUCUGUGAUUCUCGUCCUCAACCUCAUCGACAUCCUCCUUUGGUGGUUCGAUCGAAUACAAUUCUUCACAAGCUUGAUCUUCCCUCUAUCCCUCAUCUUGCUGUCGCGGCUACUCAUCAAUCUUCGUCAGGUGGCAUACUCCGACGCCGCCAUCCGGUCACUGAGUACUUCCGGUCACAGCACGGGAGCGGACCUCCCUACUCAGAUGUCAGACGUCUUCUUCGUGCCUCGCACCACAUCCGGCAUGGACACGGACGAAUCUCCGACUCUGGAGACCUUCGAAGAUGAAGAGGACGUCGAGAUGGCAGAAGUUGCAAUUGGCGACGACGACGAACGCCCGAUUGGUGUCGGGAAUCUGGAGGCGGAUGCACUCAAAUAGCAAGCGGGGUCGCACACGCGCACGAAUCUCUACAUGCGUACGGACUGCUCAAGAUGUAUUCGGGUAUCAACUGCGGCUACGUAGCCCCAACGGAUUCAAACGUCGGAGCCACGUUGUCUACCUUGAAGUCUCGAGUUCGAGAGGGGCUUUCCUACGGGAGUCAUUCUGUACAGUAGCCACCCACUGGCAAGCAUUCGGUCGUAUGUACAUGGUACAGUUGGCGUGCGGCGCAGACAUCCCCUUUCGAAGUCAUAUGCAGCGAUUUCCUUAAA